UAUUUACUUCUUACCCUUCCUUACCGCCCGCCCGGACUGGCGGACACCAUUUAUUACACAGCUACGUAGUUACUGUUAGUGCCACCAAGUUUUUUCCGAUAUCUGGAAUCCAACAACUGGUUCCUGGAUGUAACAGCUGAAAUGGAUACUGAGGACAACACAUUCACCCCACCGAUUGAUUUUAUAUGUGCAGGAGAUGCUGAGGGAGAAUACAUUGUAUGUGAUAUUAUGAAGCCGUCACAAGACAGUUCUACAUUUAAUGUUUGUAAACAAGAGAAGCAGUCAUUUCUCGGUGCAGAACCCAAUAAUUCCAAUAACUAUGAACAGUAUCUGGUGUAUGUCCAGGAGUCUAAAUACUCCUCAAAAGCGGUGAAACCUCCUUACUCACUUAGAGAUCUGAUCACACUGGCCAUCACCAGCUCCAAGGAUCAAUUCCUGUCUGUGGCGGAAAUCCGACAGUUUAUUCGGAAUAUAUUUCCUUACUACCGGUGCAGUUUCAGUUGGGAGAGUUCAAUACAGAUAUACCUCAAGCAGGGCAAAUUUCGGCUACACCAAUGCUUCUGUGAUCAGUCAGGAAAAAUGAAGGUGGAGGGUGGGGGUUGCUAUAUGAGUGACCAGGAUCUGUGGACUGUGGACCCCCAAUGGGCUGAUGUCACUCUAAGGCUUGCCUUUUCGUCACCCACACGUCUCAAGAGGAAGGGCGGAGCCAUCGAGACAGGAAAACAUAAAGUUCCCAAGUUGACACAAACAAUAGAAGAUGAUGACAGUUUUGAAAAGAUUAUUUUUGGGGAUUCACCUAAAAAGAUGACAAAAAAUGAAAUUUUCUUAGAUGAUAAUGAUGAACAUAAAUUUUGUGGAGGGAAUCAGCGAUUGAAAGAGUUAUUCAAGGAACUGACAGAGGCUCCUCGGUGCAAGUCUACUUGUCGACCACCACCCUUCACCAACAGUCUUUUAAUAACUCUGGCCAUAGUUUCCGGCACCGGUGACUCUUUUACCACAUCCCAAAUUGUUGAUACCAUUACCCAGAUGUUUCCAUAUUUUGAAAGUUGUAGUAAAAGUGGAUUUAGACGCUCAAUUCUUCGAACAUUAAAUGUAAAGAAAAAAGCUUUUCUCAAAACUUCUUCUGAAUUUGACAAGGAAUCCAGUUGGAACAUAAGAAUGCCUGUUGAUACUGUGAUAAAAAUUUUAGAAAAGGCUGCAAACUAUCUAGAAACAGAGGAAUCUGAAGAAUCUUCUCUAGAGGCUUCUCCAAAGAAAAAAAGAAAGAAAGAGAGUCCUACAAAACGAAAACCACAAAAUCCACCAUUACCUACAUGUGAACUGUUGAAAAUAUCCAGUUUGGAAGAGGAUGAGAGUGACUUGUGGGAAGAAAAGGAUUUGUUAAGACCCUGCAGUGGUGAUUCACCACUGGAGGAGAAGUGUAAAAAACUGAUAGAAAAUAUUGACCAGUCCGGAUCGUACCCCUUGUCAGUCAUUGUAACGACUGCCAUCACUCUCUCUCCAAGUGGUUAUCUUUCCUUGAAGGGAAUUUACAGUUUUAUUGAUAAGUUCUUUCCCAGUAAACGCGGCUGGAAACAAUAUGUCAGACCAAUCAUGAAAAGCAAAGACUUCAUUCAAAUAGGAAGCAAAGAGAGAUAUUGGACUGUUACUCCAAAUGCUGCAGCAAAAUUACUACGAUUCCAAAAAGAAGAGAAAGAAGAUCAGUCAGUUGAGUCAGCUGGUAUUGAAUCCAGCUGUACGGAGAGAUGUUCUAAAGAGGCACAGGAAAACAACCAGGAGAGCUCUGAGAGUGAUAUCACUGAAAAUGCUCAGCUUAAUGGAACAUUGGCUCCUGUCAUUCAUAUUCAACGUUCAAGAUCCCUUGAAAGAUUAGCUGCAGAAUACAAAAACAGGCAAAACAAUAGUAAACAGGUGAGCUUCACCAAAAACUGUGCCUCCAGUGCAGUCGGAAGGGCGAUGGACAUAUGGGAGGGCUGGCCAGCUCCCAGCCCCAAGCUGGUAGAAUUGCGUCAGAACUUACAAUGUUUCAUUGAGAACAUGGAGCAGCUGCUACAACUUGCUGCUAAAGAUGAGGACUCAUCAGACAUUUUGAUAGGAAGCAAUAAUAGAGAACCAACUAUUGGAGUGACAGAAUGGGAUGACUCUAUGGAAGGAAAAUGUUCACCAAAAAGUGCUCGUCAAAAAAUUUUGGAAAUGGCUAGUAGACAGGAAGGGUUUCUGGGGUUUGACUUGGACUACUGGAGUGGCAAGUGGAGAGGAUGGGACAAGGUGAACAUCAAACGUAGAGAUAAGUUGCGAGAGGUUGUCAGAAAACUAGAGGGUGAAGUUUCUCUGGUCCACGUCCUUGAGGAAUGUGAACACACUGUCAGGCUGAAUUUAGAGGCUGAAGAAAAAAAUAAAUUGUACAACUGGAGUUUAAUGCAAAAUGCAACUAAUAUAGAAUACAACAAUAUAAUAAAAAACCAACAGCAAGUGCUUUGUGAUAAAGUAAAGGAGCGAUUACAGGAAUUCCUAAAAAGCGUGGAAGGAGUUUGCACAGAACCCCCAUUCUUGUAUACUGUGCUGAUUGUAAUGGCUUUGGUAUCGUCUGAGAAACAAAGCCUACGAUUAAGUGAGAUCCUCCAGUUUAUUCAGGACAAGUUCCCUUUCUAUCAGAACCGGGAAUCCUGGAAAAAAUCAGUGGUUGUGACUCUAGAAUUGAACAGUUUCUUCACUAAAACCUGUGUGAACUGCAGACCCCAAAGGCUCCAAGACCACGACUGUGAUUGGUGCAUAGACUCAACCACUGCCACCGACAUCCUGGCCCGAGCUUUCCAACUUCAACCACAAGAGGUUCCUGUAAUCCAACAUACUGAAAGUCACCAUAUAAUGCAAGAAGCAAGGACAGACGAAAAUCUGAAAAGCUUUGAAAAUAUAAUGGAAGUAAAAAGUGAGAAUACUAUCACUGAACCAACAGUCCACCCUCUCAAGACUGACAACGGGAAUCAAACUGGUUCUGCAAAAAAAAUAAAGACCAUGAAACCUAAAAGGCGUAUAAGUUCUGUAAGUGAACAGAAAAAAGACAGUUCAACAGAUGAUUUACAGUUACAUUUAAAGUCUGUUGAAAUCCACAAAUCUGAUGACAUACUACAAAAGGAAGUAAAUAAAACAUUAGAUAGCUCUGUGACUGAAGAAAGCCAAGAAAAUAUGACUGAAGUGGUGAAGGAGCAGCUUAAGGAUUUACUACUAAGUGUGGAGAAUAUUUGCUCAGAACCUCCAUUUUCAUAUACUGUGCUGAUUGUCAUGGCUCUGGUAUCAGCUGACAAACCUAGCGUUCAGCUGUUUGAGAUCUUCCAAUUCAUUCGGGAACAGUUUCCAUUCUACCGGGACCGAAACACAUGGAAGAACUCUGUCAAAGUGACCCUUGGGUUGAACAGUUUCUUCUCAAAAGUCUGCACAAGUUCCUGCCAUAAGAAGGCGCAGGAUCAUGAUGGCUGUUGGACGAUUAACUCUUUGACAGCUUCACAAGUCCUUCAAAGAGCCCUGGAAAAUAUUAAAAAUAAGAUUGAUUCAAAUUCCAGCCAUAUGGAAGAAUAUGCAAGCUCUACUAUAGAAAAUAAGGGAUAUAAUGAUUCACAUGAAGAUUUUGAAAAUUUUAUACUUAAUAUGGGAAUGUUAAAACAGGAAGGUUAUCUGAAAAAUGAAGAAAACAAAUUGAUUCUCAAAAACAACUCUUUUUCAAAAUCAAGUGAGGAUGUUAAGGUAUUGUACAAAUUAAAGUUGGACGAAAAUGUAAAGCAAGAAGAUUCAAAAUUUUGUGAAAAUUCAAGUGUUACUUUAAAUUUAGAGGGAGACAUAUCAAAAGGAUAUACGGUGGCUAAAUCAGUUAUCUCCAGUGUAAAGGUAUCUAUAGACCCUCAAUUUAAUGAGCAUGAGCACUGUGAGAAUGUAGACACUACCAACUUGAACAAAACUGAUAUUUCUCUUGGAGGAUUGCAAAGUUCUAACCUCUCGGAUUCAGAUGUGAAAGGGAACUCAGAGUUUCCAAAAAUAACCGAAAAUUUGAUAAUUGAUGCUGAUAAGGAAAAGAAUAUUUAUUUGAAUGCUAACGAUUCAGGCGAACUUAAUAUUGUUGAGUGUUAUGCGAAUAAAAAGUACAAUAUUUCUCAGUUUAAUGAACAUUAUUUUCCGCGAAAAGCACAUGAAUCAGAAGAUUUAAUGUGCAAUGUUUGUGACAAGAAGUUCAGUUGCCCAUUUGUUCUAAAACAACAUAAGUAUGCUCACUCCCAGGCCACAACAAACGCUUGUUACAGUUGCCAUAAAGUGUUCCCUAGCGCAGAGGCUUUGUCGAUUCACUUUUCCAAAAGACAUCCGCAUGAGAAAAAUCGACACACAAAAUCACCCAAAUGUCAGUCCACUCAACUGAUGAAAGAUUUUGACUGCGAGGCUUGUAUUGCAAUUUUCCCUUCCAAACUGAACUUGGAUUCACAUAAAGAAUCUUCACACGAGAGCUUUCACAAAGUGAAAUGUAUUUACUGCAAGGACUCAGAAGAUUUAUACUGCAAGGAAAGUAUAGUGGAUCACAUAGUGCUAGCUCAUCCUGGCCGCAGUACUGUUCUCUUUAAGUGCGAUGAGUGUGGUGCGGUCUUCUAUUGUCAGGAGUCACUAAAUAAACAUGUAACAUUGGUUCACUAAUCAGAUAAUGUGUAAAAGUGAGGGAGUCGAGCUUGUUUAUGAUAAAAGUGCCAGUUAAGAUUUCUUUAUACUUUCUACCUUUUUCUUGAAAUUCGUGUGUUGUUUUAUGAAUGAAUAUUUAAUUAUAAUUACAAAAAUAUUAGCACAUUCUGUCAUUAACAAGAGUUAUUUCAACUUUUUGUUACAGAUACAAGUUUAAGUAGUUAGCUUAACAGUGUAAGCAUUACAUUUAGAUUAUGAUUUAAGACAUUAAAACGUAGUAUUAAGUCAUCAUUAUCCAAAUCAGCUUCCUUUUGGCAAAUUAGAAGAAAUGAUGUUGAAAUCCUGCAUGUUCUACAUUCCUGGUUUUAAUCCUUUAAGAUCUCAUUAAAAGCAUUUCCAUUGUCCCCAGAUCUUAUUUAUUUUUAGAUAUUGUACAGCAUUUAUACUGCAAAAAGUCAAAUGUUUUGUAUAUAAUAUAUUUAAUUAAUAAUAAAAAAGUAGAAGUAACUUCCAGUUAGCCAUUGUUAACAUGCUGUAAAAUUCUCUGGUUGAUAUAAUAUGUUAGGUUGACCCCAAAAGACUAAUGAUUUAAAAUUAAGGAAAAAUUGCAACCAGAAUUAUGAAAACUAUGGUUCUGAUAUCAAUUGUAUUAUUUUUAGAGUUUUUACUUUUCAAUAAGAUGUUUUUGAGCUAUUUAGCUGAUUUGUAAAGAAGCAUAAUUCAUGUUCUAUAUUUAAAAGUGUUGUUUAUAAGAUCUCUUGAAACUUUUUUUAAACUACUAAUGCUUAAAAUACAUACAGUACUUAUAUCUUUACACGAUUUUAUGUUAUUUAGCAAACACUAUUAUAUUUUAAAAAUCAAUAUUUUAACUAUUUUAUAUUUUUUGUAAUAGUAAUUUUUUUAUAUUUAUUUGUAGGAUUUGUCACAAACAACUAAUUAUUAUUGAUUGUAUUUUUUCCAGUGCACCAUAUUUUUUCUUAAAGCAUAUUUAUACAAUUUGUGAAUGAAUUAUGCUAUUGAUUGAUAUCAUUCAUAAUAUAAUGUUACUGUUAUAUUGGUUUGAUAAUAACUUGUUUGCUAUAUGCUAAAAAAGGAGAGUAAGAGUAAAUUUAAAAACAAAUAAAUAAAAAGUAGUUGUUAUAGGAUUUAAGUGACUCAUGCAAGUCCACAAAUUUUGGAUUUGUUAAUUCAACAAUCCAGCAAAUUAAAAAUUUACUUUGAUUACUUUAUUUUACCAGACUAAUUGGAAUGUCCUAGUUGAUUUUAUGAAUGAAGCAGUUACAUUAACUUAUACCUACAUGUUUGAUUAUUUUACAGUGCAAUGGACUGAAUUUAUGAAAUAGUAAUGUAGAAUUGCUUUAAAAAUGUAAAAUGUAACUUACAUUUAGAUAUUUUUCUCAUGGUGUAAUUACAAUUAAUUUUAGGUAAUGAACAUUAUGGUUAAUAAUUGUUUUGUUCAUAAAUUAGCUUGCACAAUUAUUCUAAACUUUUAUUGAAGUAGUUAAAAAUGUUCUUUUGACAUUUUGCAUAAAACAAUCAUGAGACUCAGAUUUUAAAUAAAAAAUGAUGUUAAAAUUCUAUACAAAUAAUAUGUUACAGGUUUACAAUCGGCUAGGAAAGACAUGUUGAUCUUAAUAUUAAUUUUCUAUAAAGUAUCUUGUGUUCAUAAUAUAUUUACCAUAAAUAAAAUAAUACAAAUAUGAACUUAAGACUUAUAGUGGGUAAAUAUAAUUUUUAUACUUUAAGAAAAAGGACAAAGAAAUUCAUUGUAGAAAAUAAAAUAAAUUUAAGAUUUCAUAUUUUAAGUUUUGUGGGUUUUAAUUUUUAAAUAUGGAACCAUUAUUUUGGAAUACAUGUUACGUAUUUAAAUCUUGUAUAAUAUUAAAUAUAUUGGUACUUAGCUUAUUAAAAACAUUUUCACUUUGUAAAAAUAUACAUACUUGUACAAUGGGAAUCCUUAAGACUAUUAUAUAAUAUAUAUUUUAAAAAUAAUGUGAAAUUGUAAAUAUGUAAAGAAUUGUUGUUUUAAUAUUAAGUUUUUGUACCAAGUAAAAAAUGUAAAAGUGAC
Homalodisca vitripennis (glassy-winged sharpshooter) is the source of this 6724-nucleotide messenger RNA. RefSeq lists its product as uncharacterized. The record is from RefSeq and is a predicted model, not a curated record. NCBI's taxonomy places the organism in Eukaryota, Metazoa, Arthropoda, Insecta, Hemiptera, Cicadellidae. Bases 142 to 4674 code for a protein of 1510 amino acids. Gene Ontology annotation, biological process: regulation of transcription by RNA polymerase II; cell differentiation; anatomical structure morphogenesis. Gene Ontology annotation, molecular function: RNA polymerase II cis-regulatory region sequence-specific DNA binding; DNA-binding transcription factor activity, RNA polymerase II-specific. The transcript is spliced from 21 exons.